GAGAGAUCAGUCUCUCUGCCUGAGAGAGAAAGUGCGAUUGCCAAAGGAGUUUCCCUGAACAUUUGUUUAGAGCUUCAGUCGUAUUGACAAGUCGAUACCUAUGCUUCCCGAGUGGCGUUUGCAUACUGUCUGCGUGGAGGCGAGCUGCAGUAGGCUACUGCAGCGAUAGGCAGAUGCCGAAGCAUCGCCGAGAAGUGCGGCUGAGGAAUCAUAUUUGCACUGAAAGAGAGAGCUGGGCAGCUAAACUUUUAACUUACUCUUCGCCGGUUAUACGUGCGAAGACUCGCGUGUGCUUAUACUCCUUUCAUCUUCGCCGCGCACUGGCUGGCGUACACCGGAUGGCGUAAGGCACUUGGUGAAGGAUGAAGGAAAGACAAGCAGAGCAGAGCUUAUAGCUACUGCUGCCGCUGAUGUACAUACAGUAUUCAGUUGAAUUUCACUACUGCUCCUGGUCGGAGGUACAUAUACAAUGAAGCCUGUUGACGAGAGAUUUGUUGAUCUACUGGAGGAAAGGAGGAAAGACUAUGAUGUCGUGUGGGUCUCCAGGUCCAUGAAGCCGCUCACCCCUCACAGACUUUCUCCAGAUGUUAUUUAUACAAGAAAGCAAACUAUUGAGGCUGCAUUGUCUGAUAACAGAGUAAUGGGUGUGAUACAGGCUCUGGCUGCAGCAAGAGGCGUUCCUGUAUCCACUAUUGUUGCUGAAGCUCAAGAUAUAUUGCAUGAAAUGGCCAGUAAAGCCCAUCUUCCAACUGUUAGAUGGUUGGCUUUGUUGAUAACAAAAGUUCUUAAGCGAAUCUUGAUGAGUAUUAGAUUGAAUGAAAGUCUUCUUUAUAUAUUGAAGGACCAAAUGAGUAUUUUACAAGUGCAAUAUGUUUAUGCACCAACGCAUAGAAGUUAUCUAGAUUUUAUCUUACUUUCAUACGUUCUCUUUUCUUAUGACAUGGCUUUACCAAAUAUUGCAAGUGGAAUGGAUUUUUAUCGAAUGAAAAUUGUUGGGGAAUUGUUGCGGCACACAGGAGCUUUUUAUAUUAGAAGAAGUUUUGCAUCAGACCCUUUUUACAAGGAAAUAUUCCGUGCUUAUGUUGGCUCUUUAGUGGCACACAGUGAUCGGGCUAUUGAAUUUUUCAUUGAAGGCACAAGAAGUCGCAGCCAAAAGACUUUAGCUCCUAAAUUUGGUUUUUUGUCAACAAUAUUGGAUGGGUUGUUCAGAAGCAAUGUACCAGAUAUCCAAUUCAUUCCAAUAAGUAUUUCAUACGACAAACCAUUGGAAGAGCUGUUGUUUGCUUAUGAAUUGUUAGGAGUGCCAAAGCCAGCAGAAAGUACUACUGGAUUAUUCCGAUCACUUUCCAUACUCAAAGAGCCGUUUGGCCACGGAAACGUAUAUUUAAAAAUCGCACCACCUAUCUCAGCUCGUGAAUACCUGGACAUGACGACGCGCAAAGCGAGUGCCUUAUCGCCAAACGCGAAAUUACCUUCUCAGGUCACGAAAAGAGUAGCAUAUGCCAUUGUAGAUUGCCAUAAACAGAAUACCGUCCUUACUCCGUUCAAUCUUAUUUCGUUGCUCUACAAUGAGAGAAUACAUUCUCACCCCAGGGAACCUUAUUCACUUGAUGAUCUUCUUCUAGAUUAUAGCUGGAUAAAAAAUAUUUUUGUGCAGAGAUUUCAGGCUAUAGUUAAUCCAGCAGCUGCAAAUACUUCAAUAACAGAUAAUGCAGUUGAUGAUACAAAUAAACAAGAAGUUUUAGAGUCAUUAAAAACGCACAAUAAUUUAUUGGAAAUUGAUUUUGAACAAAAUGUGAAGCUUAAAAAUAGACAUACUGGUGUCACGCAAUUGAAAAAUAUCAAAGGGUAUCCACUGAGCGAAAAAACAUUGAAAAUUGCAGUUCCAGUAAUAAAUUUAAUGAUUUACGUUAAUCCUGUUUUUGCUUAUUUAUCAAAACCAGCAAUAGCGGCUUUGUGUAUUAAUUUGUCAUCAAAAGAAUCAGCAUUGAGACGGUACUCGAUGUUAAGAACAGUAUUUAGUAACGAAUUUGCUCUGCCUACAAAUAUGAGUGAAUCGGAAUUGGUACAGGAAUGGGAAGAAACGAUUCAAAGCAUGGCCAAGGACAAAUUUAUUCAACAAUCAAGUGAAAAUCAAUUGAGUAUUAACAAUGAUAGACUGCAUUCUAUUUUGUGUAAUUUAAUUACUCCGUUUGUGGCAAGUUUGCAAACUAUUUGUAAGACUUUGUUACAGUGGGAUUAUUCAACUCAUUGCAUCGAAAAGAAUGUAAUUAAGGAAUGCCAAAAACGUGUAGAAGAGUCAUUGUAUGAAGAAACUGCAUUGAUCAAACAUCCAUACUCACUUUCUUUGGAUACUUAUACAACCCUACUAUCUAGUCUUGUUACGUGUGAAUAUGUUACCAUUGACAAAUGUGGACUUUAUAACUCGAACAGAUCCAACAUGGAAGAAAUGGUCGACGAUUUGGACAAAAUUUUAAACCAGUGUUCGAAAGGAUUUUACGUGGAAAUCCUUUCCUCGCUCAUUCCAGAAGAGAUGACAAAUAUUCGAGCUAAAUUGUAGUUACCUUCAGUUUGCAUACUAAGUCAUGUUUCUUACAAUAUAUAAUAUUGCAAUAAAUGGACGUUGUUAUAAAUUAGAAA
Molecule: messenger RNA, 2640 nt
Organism: Nasonia vitripennis (jewel wasp)
Lineage: Eukaryota; Metazoa; Arthropoda; Insecta; Hymenoptera; Pteromalidae
Gene: Dhap-at
Product: dihydroxyacetone phosphate acyltransferase
Exons: 7
Coding region: 470-2560 (696 amino acids)
Biological process (GO): ether lipid biosynthetic process
Cellular component (GO): peroxisomal membrane; mitochondrial membrane
Molecular function (GO): glycerone-phosphate O-acyltransferase activity
Source: RefSeq, a predicted model, not a curated record